AUGUCCGGCACCCUUGUACCCACGGGUAGCGGCAACUUCCAACAGUCGGGUCAACUUGACUGGGUAUCUCUGUCAAAGAUUCCAGUCACGUUCGGGUUCGACGUCCUAGUACGACUAUCCAAGGCGGAACUCAACCCUGCUACUAUAGCCAUUGGCCGGUUUGUCUGUGGCCGAUUUGUGAUUAAGGCCGAAGCUCAAAAAAGGAUCCGCGAUGCUUUGUCUAGCUUGAAAUCCUUUUCAUCCUUUGGGAACCUCGUCUGGUUUGGGUUUGGAAUAAAGCCGAUCGUGAAAGAUCUCGCGGAAACUGAGCAAGGAUUGACAUGUGUCGCUUUAUGCGCAUGCCUGUCUAUUUCUUACGAUUCCUUUUAUGUUGCGGAGGUUCUCCGAGAAAUUUGCAAAUUACAGGAGACUCCCUCAGACUUUAUUCCGUCGCUCCAUCAGUGGAAAACAUUGGUUCGGAUGUGUGCCGGAUCAGUAUCAAAUUCUAAGUUUCCUACCCUCCUUGAAGGGUUAAUGCGCCUCGCCGCCCCUAGCGCAGGGGCGUCAUUUGAUCAACCAACGACAGCAGAAGCUCUUGCAAAAGCCAUCGGAGCCCUAGCUGAUGUCUCCAAUAAUAAGUUGGCAAAUACUACGAUUGCCGGUGGGCUCGAUUGCAUGUGGCUCGCUGCCUUCUCAGAGUGGUGUUUAGCAUUGGAUGUUGAGGUACGUCUCAGCUCAGGCAGUACGGUAUACAGAUCAUCAGCGAACGACGACCACUGUUUACCUUCGGUCACGAUCGUCUUCGACUCGCAGAACGAACAAUCAAUCCAGUUAAGCAAAUGUCAUAUUGUUCCGAAAGGUUGUAGGUUCUGGGGAAUCCCGGACCCGGACCAAUCCAGAUUUAGAGGGGGUCGCUCAGAAUGGACAAACAUACUUGCAGAUACCUUCGGUCGCCAUAUGGAUAUUCUCUGUACGGGUGCUAUGCAAGAGAAUUUUGCCCUCCUCUUGUUUCAUGCAUCUAACCUUGCCGACGGGUGUUAUCGUUAUGGCCCCGUGAAGCGCGACCGACGACCUGGGUCCGAUGGACACAGCUUUCCAUUCCGUCGAUUCCACUUCAGUCAUCUAUCUAGCGGUGGUCAAGUCUUUUUACAAUUUGCAUCCAAACGUCUUCCGGAACUUGCUUCGACUAUUGAUAUACUCAACCAAGUCGAGAUCCGAACAUUCACAAGCGCAACUUGGCAGCAGACUAUUCACAAUCUUACUCUUGGAUGCACGUGUGAGAGGUGUCAAGGCGAAGAAAUGGCAUAUCAGAAAUCUAAUCCCGUUAAGGACAUUCGAAACACACGAAAACACUGGGGUCACACUCAGCCGGCAUAUUUCCCCACGUAUGACAUGGAUAUCUUGACAGCUGCCUUGACGGUCUUUUCUGGCCCAAUAGAGAGCAAUGGAAAAGAAUCUUCUGCUCUUUCCUAUGAUGGUAUCUGCGUUUUCUUCAAGGCCCUCGAAGAUUUGAACUUAUCACCGGAAGAAGCAUCGCGUUUUAUAGUUGUUGCUGGUCAUAUUCAUUUUGAAGGAUCGAAAUACGAGAGAAUACGUGAUCUCACAGCUAAUGCUGGAAUUCCUAAACUCGACAUUGGAUCCCACAUUUCUUAUACCCUUGUCGCGCAAGAGACUCCGCAGCAAGGUUCUCUUGCAGCAGCUUACAAAAUCUCGUCCAAUGGACGGCCCUACGGCCACCUAUUAGGGAUAUCACAGCUUGAGCACGCGAUUGCCAAGUCAAUCCAAGCACCAAUCCAGUGUGGACCAUCUUGUGACUGGACUCUUCUUUAUCAAACUCGAGAGACUGUCAUAUUCGUCCCUGCACCCACGACCCAGAGAUCUGGCGCGCUGCUACCAUUGGAACCCCAAUGGUCCCUUCUUUCAGCUCCUAGGAUUGGCAAGGCUGGACAGAUUAAACUGCAAGUUAUGCAAGCCCCAAUCUAUCAACUUUAUUUGGAAAUAACCAAAGAAGUCGAGACCCAUCAACUGGUCUAUCUAAGCCUCUGUUCCCGCUGCCUCAACGGAUUUUCACCAUCUCCAGAUCUUAUCCAUGAAAACAUUCGGCUAUCUCAAGGAAUGCGUCGUCUCCCUCACAGAAGACCAGAAGGAACAAUAACUGUAACUUUUCCGUCCGAGAUUGGAGCUUCCAUGAACAAGUGUUUUGAGAUUUUCGUCGUGAGGAAUUUUAGCGAUAAAGUAAAAGAGAUGUCCACUGGCAAUGGACAGGUCCCCGAACUAGUGACGACGGUUUGUGAAAACGACAAAAAAGGCAUUAGUAAACCGGUGUUACAAACAGCAGCAACAGUUGGACACCGAGGCUUGAUGCAAUUAUUGUUACAAACGGGGACAGAGGGCUCUACAAUGAGCGGAGGGGAAACGCCACUUCAUUGUGCUGCUGGAAAAGAUCACGACGAAGUUGUAAAACUUUUGAUGGUAAGAGGAGCCGAACUCGACUCAAGGGACAAGGAUGGCCAGACACCGCUGUCAAGAGCCGCGCAUAAAGGACAUAAGUCUACAGUGAAGCUCAUGCUAAGGUAUGGCGCUUAUCGGGACUCAAGAGACAACUACGGGCAAAUCGCGCUAGUAUGGGCGGCUGCUCUAGGCCACAUUGCGGUAGUGGAAUUGCUACUUCAAGAGAAGGCGGAUAUCAAUGCGGUACCUUCGAAGAAUGGAAGAACAGCACUACAAGCGGCAGCAGAAGGAGGCCAUCUUGCAGUUGUUGAGCGGCUACUCCAGGAGGAGGCAGAUGUCAAUGCAGCACCUGCAGUGAAUGGCAGAACAGCACUGCAGGCGGCGGCAGGAGGAGGCCAUCUGGCAGUUGUUGAGCGGCUGCUUCAAGAGAAGGCGGAUGUCAAUGCAGCACCUGCAGAGAAUGGAAGAACAGCACUGCAGGCGGCAGCAGAAGGAGGCCAUCUUGCAGUUGUUGAGCGUCUACAAGAACAGCUCUGCAGGCGGCAGUAUGUCAAAUGCAAGGUCUAGAUCAAAGUCGCUGUCAAAAUGGCCAGCAUAGAUCAACUCAUCGUCUUCUACGUUGAUUUUUGCACCA
This is a messenger RNA of Talaromyces stipitatus ATCC 10500, 3064 nucleotides long. Its product is annotated as ankyrin repeat-containing protein, putative. Gene Ontology annotation, molecular function: protein binding. The record is from RefSeq and is a predicted model, not a curated record. The transcript is spliced from 3 exons. NCBI's taxonomy places the organism in Eukaryota, Fungi, Ascomycota, Eurotiomycetes, Eurotiales, Trichocomaceae. The coding region runs from base 1 to 2997 and encodes 998 amino acids.